AUGCUAGCACGAAAGUCCCUUCCAAAGCUCAGCGAGCUCCCCCUUGACCCAAACCACCCGCCGAAUUCAGCAUGGGGCCUCUGGGGCAAGGGGGACAAGUUGGGGUCCUUGAACUAUCUCACCGACGAGGCAGUCCUCAAUGCUGUGAAGACAGAGGUCAAGAACGGACAGAGGGUUGGGCUCGACCUACCACUGGACUUCUUCAACCCUCCCCUGUUAGGUAGGGUUGGUCUUUCUCAAAAUGUAAUAAGAAAAGACCCAAUGGUCGUGAACGACGAUGUGAUUACGUUCAACACACAGUGCAGUUCCCAAUGGGACAGCACACGGCACUUCGCGUAUCAGAAGGAAAAGAAAUUCUAUAAUGGUAUCACACAGGAUGAAAUUCACGAACAUGUUUCAACGGACCAAAACAGCCUUCAACCCUGGACUGCAAGAGGUGUCGCUGGACGUGGCGUCUUGAUCGACUAUGCAUCAUGGGCCAAAGAGAAAAAUAUCUCAUACGAGAAAUUUGCGAAGUGCGGUAUAUCCUUGGAAGACGUCAAGGCUAUCGCUCAGGCGCAGAAACUAGAGUUCCAAAAAGGCGACGUCCUGUUUCUCAGAACAGGGUACGUGGAGGCGUACAGGGGCCUGAGUCCAGACAGGAGAAAGGAGGUCGCGGCGCUGAAGGAGUGGAUCGGUCUAGCCCAGGGUCGCGAGACAACCGAGUGGCUGUGGGACCACCAGUUCGCCGCGGUGGCCUCUGACUCACCUGGAUUCGAAUGUCGACCUCCCGUUGAUCCUGCGUGGCACUUACACCCGAUUCUGCUGGCCGGUUGGGGGACGCCAAUAGGGGAGCUUUUCGAUUUAGAUACGUUGGCUGAGCUUUGUGCCCAGCGCCAGAGCUGGUCCUUCUUUUUCACCAGCGCUCCUUUGAACUAUACUGGCGCUGUAGCGUCACCGCCCAAUGCGAUUGCGAUCUUAUAG
Molecule: messenger RNA, 963 nt
Organism: Diaporthe batatas
Lineage: Eukaryota; Fungi; Ascomycota; Sordariomycetes; Diaporthales; Diaporthaceae
Exons: 6
Coding region: 1-963 (320 amino acids)
Molecular function (GO): arylformamidase activity
Source: RefSeq, a predicted model, not a curated record